Theobroma umbraticum is the source of this 1817-nucleotide messenger RNA. RefSeq names its product benzyl alcohol O-benzoyltransferase-like. The record is from RefSeq and is a predicted model, not a curated record. Lineage: Eukaryota; Viridiplantae; Streptophyta; Magnoliopsida; Malvales; Malvaceae.
UUGAAAUACGAAGGAAAAGCCUCCAUUAAAUCUUCUCAUUCAGCCUUUUCAUUAUUUCUAGUCAUGGCACUGCUACCACCCACUUCUCUAGUGUUUACAGUCCGAAGGCAUGAACCCGAGCUAGUCGUCCCGGCUAAGCCUACCCCUCGUGAGUCUAAAUUACUGUCGGACAUCGAUGACCAAGAGGGUCACCGGUUCCAAAUUCGAGGGAUCCAUUUUUAUCGGUUCAAACCCUCCAUGCAAGGGAAGGACCCCGCUUGUAUUAUAAAGGAGGCACUUGCGAAAACCCUAGUGUUUUACUAUCCAUAUGCUGGUAGACUAAGGGAAGGGCCAAACCGCAAGCUUGUGGUGGAUUGCACCGGAGAAGGUGUGCUGUUUGUUCAGGCUGAUGCUGAUGUUACACUUGAUCAAUUUGGUGAUUCACUUCACCCACCAUUCCCAUGCUAUAAGGAGCUUCUUUAUGAGGUCCCUGGUUCCAAUGAAAUACUAAAUUGCCCAUUGCUGCAAAUUCAGGUGACUAGCUUGAAAUGUGGUGGUUUCAUCUUCGCCCACCGGUUUAACCACACCAUGAGUGACGCGGUUGGGCUAAUCCAAUUCAUGUGUGCCAUGGGGGAAAUGGCACGAGGUGCACUUGCUCCCUCAACCCCACCGGUUUGGGAAAGGCACCUCUUGAAUGCUCGACACUCACCACUCAUAACAUGUGUUCAUGACGAGUACGACAAUGCCACUAUCACAAAUGGCAUAAAAAUGCCAGACAACCUGCUUCAUCGCUCUUUUUUCUUUGGACCAACUCAAAUUUCAGCUCUUCGUAGAUUUGUCCCUCACAACCUCCGUUGUUCAACGUUCGAUAUCGUAACUGCAUGCUUAUGGCGUUGUCGUACGAAAGCCUUGAAACUUGGCCCUAACGACGAUGUUCGCUUCAUCUGCAUUGUCAAUGUACGGUCCAAGUUUAAUCCUCCGUUACCGUCAGGAUUUUACGGGAAUGCACUCGGUUACCCAGCGGCUCUAACGACUGCAGGACAACUAUGCCAAAAUCCAAUGGAAUACGCAAUAGAGCUAGUGAGACAGGCCAAGGCAAAGAUAACGGAAGAGUACAUGAAAUCGACGGCUGAUUUGAUGGUGAUAAGAGGUCGGCCAAAUGUUAACACAGUUCGGUCCUUCUUGGGGUCAGAUUUAACACGUGCCAAGUUCAGAGAGGUUGAUUUUGGAUGGGGUGAGGCAGAGUUUGGUGGACCAGCCUAUGGUGGGGAUAUAAUAAGCUUUUAUAUACCAUCCAAGAACAAGGAAGGAGAGGGUGGGAUUGUGGUGCCAGUUUGCUUGCCAGCCCCAGUAAUGGAAAGCUUUGUUAAGGAACUGGAUGGAAUUUUAUCCAACGGUGAGGCAGCAACUGGAGUUGAGAAUGAAAUUUUGUCCAAGGACGAGGUUGUAGCUGGAGUUGAGAACGGAAUUUUGUCCAAAGACGAGGCCGCAGCUGGAGUUGAGAGUGAAAUUUUGUCCAAGGACAAGGCCGCAGCUGGAGCUGAGAACGGAAUUUUGUCCGAAGACAAAACAACUAGAGUUGGGAGAAAUUUUAACUGAUUCUAUGCCAUCACAGUUUAAUCUCAUUUCAAACAAAUUUGUUACUCUCACCAUGUUUAAAGAUCAUUUAGCUUGAUGACAGGCACCUUUAUUUGUUUUUUUUAUUAUCGGUUUUCUAAUGUGUGACAAAAUCCAUGUUGUAAUCUCUUAGGAGCUUUUCUUUUUUUAAAUAAUUGUAUCUAGUUCUACUUUAUUUGUAUAUUUACUUUGAAAAAGAAAAAAAAGGAGAGAAUGGUGCU